Molecule: messenger RNA, 961 nt
Organism: Suillus discolor
Lineage: Eukaryota; Fungi; Basidiomycota; Agaricomycetes; Boletales; Suillaceae
Exons: 5
Coding region: 87-929 (280 amino acids)
Source: RefSeq, a predicted model, not a curated record
CUUCAAAGGUUUUUGCUAGAUAUGGUUCUAUUUCAAUUGCAGCAGGAUGUCUUGUGCUCCAACCCUCUUCUCCCCCCGAACUUGUUAUGAGCAUCUCAGUAAAUGUCUCUGCAGCUGUAGGUACGGUAUGCGAGGCGUUUUUGUACGGAGUCUACUGCGCUUUAUUUAUUAUCUCUAUCGUAAUUCUCAUCACACGAUAUCGAGUAUCCAAUCGAGUAAUAUGGGUUGCGAACUGCCUCCUCUUUAUGACAUCGACGGCUCAUUUUGCAUUGGUAUUCACCCAUUUCUACAUUGCACUCGAACAUGCACCGUUCUCAGAUUUUGGAAACGAAACUCCUGCAUUAAUGGGAGCCAAUUUACUGAGUUCUGUUGCUAAUUUAAUUGGAGACUUACUCCUACUCUAUCGAUGCUGGUUUGUCUGGGGAAAGAAUUUCUAUGUGAUUAUUCUCCCUCUGCUCACUGCUCUUGGGGGAUUUGGGUGCAUUUUGCCCAUCCCAUCCCUUGUAUUAUCAAUUGACCCGACAUCACCAGUUCCUCCGACUGAUAUCGUACCCUUGACUAUUGCCGGAUAUGUUUUGCCUCUUUGUACAAAUAUCAUGGUCACCGGGCUCAUCGCCGGUCGCCUCUGGAACAUAUCUCGCAUUCCCACCAUCGACGAGCAUGGAAAGCCGGUGAUAUUAAGAAUCACGACUGGCGGACGCCCGAUGAUGCUCAUCAUCGAAAGCGGUGCUCUGUAUACGGUCACGCAACUCAUCUAUGUCGUUCUCGUGGCCAUUCGAAAUCCUGCCGAGGCGAUAUUAAGUUAUGCUGGGACACAGAUAUAUGGUAUUGCGUCCACAUUAAUUAUUAUUCGUGUCGGGCUAGGCAGCUCGCUUGAGCAGACUGCACCGACGACUUCGAGUAACCUGAUAUUUUGGUCCCAGUCAUAAGGUACCAGCUUAGUAGGCACAUGGAGGAACAA